Molecule: messenger RNA, 1599 nt
Organism: Penicillium waksmanii
Lineage: Eukaryota; Fungi; Ascomycota; Eurotiomycetes; Eurotiales; Aspergillaceae
Product: amino acid transporter
Exons: 8
Coding region: 1-1599 (532 amino acids)
Biological process (GO): transmembrane transport
Cellular component (GO): membrane
Molecular function (GO): transmembrane transporter activity
Source: RefSeq, a predicted model, not a curated record
AUGGCCUAUGAAUUGAAGAAUAUCCCUAUAUACAAAAAUCAUGAGGCCCCUGCCGAUGGUCCUUCUGUUCGCGACCGUGACGAUGUUCACUUGCAAAGGAUAGGUAAAAAGCCAGUGCUAAAAAGAAAUUUUGGUGUUCUCUCCAUAUUGGGUUUCAGCUGCACUAUCAUCGCGACAUGGGAAGGGUUGUUGGACACUUUUGUUAUUGCUCUGACCAAUGGCGGUCCCGCGGGAGCUGUGUACGCAUUCAUCUUUGCCUGGACAGGAACUACUUGUUGCUUUCUCUUGCUGUCUGAACUGGCUUCUAUGGCGCCUACGUCCGGGGGCCAAUACCAUUGGUGUGCCAUGCUUGCCCCGAGCAGUACUAUGAAAUUUUCCAGCUACAUCACUGGCUGGCUCGCGGUUAUCGGAUGGCAAGCCGCAUUCGCAUCGACCGCUUACCUGUGCGGAACUGAAAUUCAAGGUGCCGCAAUCCUGGCGUACGAAACCUACAAUGCUGAGGCCUGGCAAGGCACACUUAUUAUGUGGGCCAGCCUGCUGCUUGCACUUGGGGUGAACUUGGUUGGAGGCAAGUUCUUGCCGAGGCUCGAGAACCUCAUCCUAGUCGUUCAUAUUUUGGGAUUCUUUGGCAUUAUGAUCCCACUGACAUACAUGUCGGACCAUAAGACAAAGGAGGAGGUUUUUACCCAGUUCCUCAAUGGGGGUAACUUUGCCAGUCAAGGUCUUUCUUGGUUUGUGGGCAUGACUGGGUGUGUGUUUGCCUUCGCAGGAGGUGAUGCUGCAGUACACAUGGCUGAGGAGGUUGCCAAUGCCUCACGAGCCAUUCCUUGCGCUAUCAUGCUCAGUGUUGCGAUCAAUGGAAGUCUCGGAUUUGGCAUGUUGAUCGCAAUGCUAUUCUGUAGCGGCAAUAUCGACGAUGCAUUGAACUCUCCAACCGGCUAUCCUUAUAUCGAGAUUUUCCACCAAGCAACAGGCUCCGUACCAGGGGCCUUGGCUAUGCUUUCCAUAUGCCUCAUCAUCGGAGGAUUUUCAGUCAUUGGCAUGCUUGCUGCAACAUCUCGCCAAUUCUGGUCCUUUGCGCGUGAUCGUGGUGUACCUGGCUGGCGAUUGUGGAGUCAGGUCUCCUCGAGACAUCUCCCAACCUAUUCUGUCUAUUUGACUAUGACUGUCGCCUGGCUUCUUGGCCUUAUCAACAUCGGGUCGGCCGUUGCUUUGAACGAUAUCACCUCGAUGGCUGUCUCUGGCCUGUAUACUUCCUAUCUCGUUGUCGCAGUGCUACUUCUAUACCGACGUUGUCGUGGAGACAUUGCUGCAUACGACGAGAACGCCGAAACUGUCAUCAAUGUCCCCGGCGCACCACUUGUCUGGGGACCGUUCCGCGUGCCGGGAAUCUGGGGCAUAUUGGUGAAUAUCUACGCGUGCAUCUAUAUGGUCAUCGUCAUUUUCUUCAGUUUCUGGCCCUCGGAGAUGAACCCAAGCCUCGAGGAUAUGAACUUCAGCGUGGUAGGGACUGUGGGCGUUGUGAUCUUGGCAAUUGCAUACUAUCUUCUACGGGCUCGGCAUGUAUACAAGGGUCCCGUCUUGGAGGUUGGGUGGUAA